Molecule: messenger RNA, 3459 nt
Organism: Poecilia latipinna (sailfin molly)
Lineage: Eukaryota; Metazoa; Chordata; Actinopteri; Cyprinodontiformes; Poeciliidae
Exons: 2
Coding region: 492-2753 (753 amino acids)
Biological process (GO): mRNA stabilization
Molecular function (GO): RNA binding; poly(A) RNA polymerase activity
Source: RefSeq, a predicted model, not a curated record
CGCCUGUCUGAUGAUUAGAUUUACUGUGUGGAUCACGGAGGAGAGGGAGGAUGACUCACUCCGUCUGAUGUGAGGUUCACCCCGCAACAGCUCGGCAGUGCGGUGGCACGCCGGCGGUUCAGGCUGACAUGUCCGCUGUAAUCCAGCAAUACAAGGAAAACUUUAUCAAAGUAUUAAGCUGCCCCCUUUUCCGAGAACAAACGGGUACGGGCUUUGUUUGAAACUUGAGUGUUUCGUCACUUGAUAGUUAGAGUGACCCGUGGAGUCGUGAUUCACCGUGAAUUUCGUGACGGCUAAUUGCCAUGGAAACAGUGCUGCUGCGCUGAGAGGAAAUUGUCCGUAUUAACUUCAGCUUCAACCUUUCCAACAGGGUCGGAUAAACCUGUUGGAUACCUUAAUAUAUAUUUUUUCUUAUAUAUUCUUUUGUCUUGGCUUUACUUUUUCUUUUUUCUUUUUUUUACUGUAAUUUGACAACCAAUCAGGUAAGGACAAUGGAGCAUAAAACUGAAAAGAGGUUCCACAACUUGACCCACGAGCAAGUCCAGGCUCUCGACAAAGUGCUGACUGAGGUGAUCCCGAUCCAUGGGCGAGGAAAUUUCCCCACACUGCAGGUGAGAGCCAAAGACAUCAUUCGUGUGGUGAAAGAUCGACUGGCGGAGAGGGACAUCCAGGUCAAAGAUAUACGCCUCAACGGAGCCACCGCCAGCCACGUCCUGGUGAGAGAUAACGGCCUGGGCUACAGAGACUUGGACAUCAUAUUUGGAGUAGAGCUGCCCAGGCAGGAGGACUUCCAGGUGAUUAAGGAGGUGGUGCUGGGCAGCCUGCGGGACCUCCUCCCAUGUGGGGUUAACAGACGGAAGAUCACCUGCCUCACCAUGAAGGAAGCAUAUGUGCAAAAGAUGGUGAAAGUGUUCAACGAGCACGACAGAUGGAGCCUGAUCUUGCUCUCCAACAACAGAUCCAAAACGGUGGGGCUCAGAUUCGUUAGCUCCCUCCGGAGGCAGUUUGAAUUCAGUGUGGACUCCUUUCAAAUAAUACUAGAUCGCAUGCUGGAGUCUUACUGGGAGAGUGACAGGAGAGAAGAAGGAAAACUGCCCCUGAAUGCCAGGAAUUCAUCAAAGAGGCACAGCAGCAAAGACAAUAACAAGAUACAAGAACAAUCGAGCAGUCGUCAAGAUGUCAAAGAGGAUACUGAAAAAGAUGGAGCGAUGGCAACUGACGCAGGCCCUCCAAGCCCGGAUGAAGCCGAUUCUCCAUUUGAGCUGAAAGAUGAAGAAACGGAUCAUGCAGAUGGAAAGUAUGAGGCGAAAGGACCUGAGGGAGUCGGCCUACAGCAGGUGGAGGAUGAUGUGGGUGGCUGCGAGGGGGUCCAUUCAGAGGAAGACAUGUCAGAGGUGUUUGAGCUUUGUGAAGAAAGCACAGAACAAAAAGAACUGUUGGAUGGUGAUUAUCCCUCGGAAGCAUCAUCAAAAGCUUUUUUCCCCGACACAAGAGAUCCAUUAAUGACACACCCAUGUUUAAAACUACAGACGACUGAAGAAGUGUCCACAAUAAACACUGAUCCAUCAACUUCCGAAGAAAUAGCUCAUUUUGAGACAAGUACAAAGUUAGAGGUAAACAUCGUGAACUGCAAGACGGAAAACACCCCAACUCUGCAAGAUUCCCUCUGUGAAUACUCCUUUCCUCCCCCGGCUAAAAAAACUUGCAGCACAUCACAGGACAUUGUGCCAGACUACUGCCCUUCUCCAAAACUGCAAAGGAAAAUGUCACGGAAGCUGAUCAGCCAGCCUGAAAAGUGGUCCUUACUUACUGAUGUGUCAGACCUUACAACUCAGCUCUUCCCGCCAAUAGAGGUAGUGAAACCUCUUCAGCCAAAAUCCCCUGUACCUGACAGCGUAGACCUUCGUGGCUCAAACGUUUUAUGUCCCGAAUCAGAACAUUUUGAGGGUAAGGACACUCUUACCGUUCCUUCAUACAGUCCAGAACUUACACCUCAGGAAGGUGCAGGCUCGUCUGAUUCUCCAGAACAAACCGUGAAGCCAAAACACUUCAAGAAACCUCCUGAUUUAAAGACUCAAAGAACCGCUGUUUUAACGCCUCAAGUUGAUGAUCAAGGACCUGAACUUCUUGACACCGUUCCAAAUAGUGUCCCUUGUGUUGGUGUAGAAAGUGAGCCCGUCAUCGCCGUUGAGGCAGAGUGCAUGUACGGAGACUUUGAGCAGGCGAUGGACCAUCUUCGCCAACGCCUCAUUGCCACCCACAACCCAGAGGAGAUCCGUGGAGGGGGGCUGCUGAAGUACAGCGAUCUGCUGGUGAGGAACUUCCGGCCAGCCAGUGAGACUGAAAUCAAGUCCUUGGAGCGUUACAUGUGCUCCCGCUUCUUUAUCGACUUCCCUGACGUAAGCGAGCAGCAGCGUAAGAUCGAGGCCUACUUGCAGUGCCACUUCAUCGGCAGCGAGGAGGCGAGCAAGUACGACUACCUGAUGACCCUGCGGCGCGUGAUAGACGAAAGCACGGUGUGUUUGAUGGGACAUGAGAGGAGGCAGACCCUCAAUAUGAUCACUGUCCUUGCUCUGAGGGUUCUGGGGGAGCAGAACGCCAUCCCCAACACAGCAAACGUUACUUGCUUCUACCAGCCAGCGCCAUACGUGUCAGAGCCAAUUUACAACAGUUACUACAUCCCUCAGGCCCAGCCGCCACUUGUCUACCACCCGUACCCUCUGCAUGUUCACAUGCAAUCUGGCCUCGUUUAGCCAAGAUGGCACGCUGGCAUGAAGGCAUGCACUGUAGCAUGGCGCUCUGCAAUCAGAGGCAUGCGUGGAAGUUUUAGCAACAACAGGCAACAAAACGUUGCAGUGUUGUUUAAAGUUUUAAAAUCCCUCCUGCUUAUAACGGAUACUGGGUGGCCAGGGCUGAGACGGACUCAGAGGCUCUUUUUAAGAAGAGCCCAAGAAAAGAAACACGAGAGCUUGUUGAGAGGAUUUCAUGAAAUCUGAGGGGACCUGCUGUACGGCUGGUCCAGUUCAGUUCUGGAGUACCGAUUACCCUCCUGCAUUGAAGGCAUCGUAAUAUGUCUACAUGAUAAACACCUUUAACCUAUUAAGUGUAAUCUGUUGCUUGUUGGCUACAAGGAUCUUGAAACCUUGGUCUGGGAAAAAGUUCGAGUCAAUCGCUGAAUCCUGUGGGGUACAAACACUAUAAAUGUUUUGUGAAUCGUUCGUCUGAACCACAUUCAGCGAUCCCAUACCUGUGUACACAUUGUUUAGAGAUAAGAUGCCGUUUACUGUGGGGUUAGAUUAGACAGUGGUGCUUCCAUAAUGUGGUAAAUUAUGUAUUAGUGGAUGUGAAUUGUGAACACAUUGUGUAAUAAGGAUGCAGUAGCUGAAGGCAGUUAGAGAAUAAAUAAACCAGAUUUAAAAGAUCUGAAUAAAUUGCUUCUGGUAAAGUGAUUACAGCACU